CCCAACUCCAUCUGUCCGCGCCUAUCAUCCCACCAUAAGCAGAGCAUCCUCGGCCGGCGAGAACGAUGGCCAAAUGCGGCAAGGUCCAGAGCAUCGUCCGCCUCCAGCAGACGCUGCGGCGGUGGCGGUCCCGGGCCGCGGCGGCGCCGGUGCCGUCGGGGCACGUGGCGGUGUGCGUGGGGGGCGAGUCGCGGCGGUUCUUGGUGCGCGCGGCGCACCUCAACCACCCCGUGUUCCGGGAGCUGCUCCGGCAGUCGGAGGAGGAGUACGGCUUCCCGUCCACCCCUGGCCCCGUCGCGCUCCCCUGCUGCGACGAAGACCGCUUCCUGGACGUCCUCCGCCGCGUGUCCUCCGAGGACCGCUUCCUCCGCCGCGGCCGCUCGUUCUGCUGCCGCGUGCCGGUCGUCACCAGCCGCGACGUCGCGGCGCGGCCGUUGCUGCAGGGGAUGGCGGUGGAGAAGCUCGUGUGGUGAUCAAUAUAUGGAAGCUGUGCGCCUAGGCCAUUCAAUAUGCUCCGUAUGCAUGCAAGCUAGCACCGGCGGUUUAGUUCCGCCGGCGGCAACUGUUCCGUUGGACGCCGACAAGGUUUAAGCAUCUCGUGCGCCUGCCAGAGCCGAGAAGACGAACUGACCGAGCAACCGUGAAUGACGCGCACGGCAAGCGAUGACACGUCGGCCGAUUGAAGGGCGUGCUCCCGUGCCCGGCGUAAUGGCGGGGCGCCCCAACCGUAGAUCGCCGAGGGCGCCGCUCGUGCUCAGCUGAGGUUGGCCGGGGGCCGUGCGGCUAGCAACUAGUACUAGCUCUGUAAUUCUUGACCUUGGCUGAAGGUAGAAGAUUUGUUC
Molecule: messenger RNA, 842 nt
Organism: Triticum dicoccoides
Lineage: Eukaryota; Viridiplantae; Streptophyta; Magnoliopsida; Poales; Poaceae
Product: auxin-responsive protein SAUR23-like
Exons: 1
Coding region: 66-473 (135 amino acids)
Biological process (GO): response to auxin
Source: RefSeq, a predicted model, not a curated record